This is a messenger RNA of Harpegnathos saltator (Jerdon's jumping ant), 351 nucleotides long. RefSeq names its product neurocalcin-delta B-like. Lineage: Eukaryota; Metazoa; Arthropoda; Insecta; Hymenoptera; Formicidae. The transcript has 2 exons. The record is from RefSeq and is a predicted model, not a curated record. The annotation marks the transcript as partial. Gene Ontology annotation, molecular function: calcium ion binding.
UCUCUGGACCUACUUUUCAUUAGAUUCUAUGAUUUUGAUGGAGACGGUUGCAUCACGAAGCGAGAAAUGUUGGUCGUAAUAUCCGCGAUUUAUGAGAUGGUGCAGGACGCGCAGACCAUCCAGCCCGCAGUUAACAUCCAAGUGGACAAGUUCUUCAAGGAGAUGGACACAGACAGAGACGGAAUAGUCACCAGGGAGGAAUUCAUAAGCGGUUGUAAAAAUGAUACCAUUAUAUACAACCAGUUGAGUUUAUUUAUUUAAUAAGAUUUGGUGACCGAAUGAAAACGUCCUUCAGAGAUUAACGAGCAAUUUAUCCACACACGCGUAAAGCCAUUAAAAUACUUGUAAAAA